Molecule: messenger RNA, 1330 nt
Organism: Dicentrarchus labrax (European seabass)
Lineage: Eukaryota; Metazoa; Chordata; Actinopteri; Moronidae
Exons: 6
Coding region: 265-615 (116 amino acids)
Source: RefSeq, a predicted model, not a curated record
GAGAGCGUGUGCCGCAUGACUCACUGAGUGCUGGGAGAAAAAAAAAAAAGUAUAUGCACUUACUGUAUUUCACAGACGCAGUUCAGACGCCUCAACAGCUUCAAUUUCAAAACUCAAAGUUAGCAGCGUGCGCUCGUUUUGCUCACCUUUUAGAAGAAAAAAAAAGAGUUGAAAAGUGGACCACCGCCGCCGACAGUUCGGGGUUACUGUCACUCUCCGCUGCGCCCAGGUAUAUAUUAACCAGUGAGUUUACCAGAAGUAACCAUGAAUAAAUCAGACAUGGUGCCUUCGACAACGCUCUCCUCCUAUACAAACGCAACAGCUGUGACAGAGGCACCAGAUAUGGGACUUUUAACAUCACUUCCCACACAAGCAGACACCACCAUGAUUCAGGUGGUAACAACAGCAGCCCCCACAGGUCCAGACUCCGCAGUUAUUGCAGUGGUUAUUGUUCUUAUCCUGCUGACGAUAGCUGCCUUGGGCAUCCUGCUUUACCGGUAUCUCUGCCACAACAAAGGAGACUACAGGACGACGGGGGAGCUGGCUCCGGGAGAGGACCCCGAUGAAGAGUACAGUAACCAGGCUAUGAGCGAAAAGAAGGAAUACUUCAUAUGAACCUGGUGAAGCCCUACAGGGAGUGAACAGGGCUUAAGAAAGAGAAAAAAGGGUCUGUGAAGGACUAGGACUGUUUUUUUUUUUUUUGGUUUUUGUAUCUGUGUUUUGAGGGAAGGCUGCUACUUGCUGCUCACGGUGGAGGAGGGGGGGCAAAGAAAAGAACCUUGUUUAUUAAAAAAUGAUUAUGAUAAACGGAGAGAGGAGCACGAGCAAUACCAAAGAUAAGGUUGUUGUAGUGAGAGUGCGGAUUGAUGGAUGGAGAGCAGGUGAACCAGACAACAGGUGUGUUCAGAUUAGCAGAGCUAGGCGUGAAACAGGUGGUGGGAUUUUAAAAUAUCACAGCUACGCGAUCAGUUACAAUCAAAAUGUAAGAUUAUCUCAUCCGCUACACUAUUUAUCAGCCAGGUUUCCGUUUUUUAUUUAGCAUUUAUAAUAUGUUGUUUUGAUUCAGACAUACUGUAUUCCCCCCCUCCCCCCCAACAAACCCAGUACAAGACAUGUUCUGGGGCUACUGGGGGCAAUUACUUUUAUAUUGAUUUGCUUUUAAGACGAUAGUUUUCUAUGCAAUUCUUUUAUAAGCUAGUCAAAAACAGCUUUUUGUAUUUGAUUUUACUGUACCUGGUUUUGUUUUGUAUUAUUCCUCGCCAGACUUUGGUUACUGAUGACUUCCCUGUUUGAGAUAAAUGUGGAAGACAAUAAAAGGUUGUUUUUCAAA